This is a messenger RNA of Ruditapes philippinarum (Manila clam), 3206 nucleotides long. RefSeq lists its product as uncharacterized. The transcript has 6 exons. NCBI's taxonomy places the organism in Eukaryota, Metazoa, Mollusca, Bivalvia, Venerida, Veneridae. The coding region runs from base 147 to 2054 and encodes 635 amino acids. The record is from RefSeq and is a predicted model, not a curated record.
UGAUAUAGUGUUUUCUCUAUAUUGUAGGAGCUGACACAAGGUCAGAAUGUGUGGCUUCGUAUGGAUUUGGUAACGACAAUUUUGGCUUCGGUGGUGAUUCAUUCGGUGGCGAGGGCUUCGGUGGAGAUGGGUUUGGAUUUGGUGGUAUGGAACCAGACGAAUUUGAAGGAUUUGGGUUUGGUGGUAUGGAGCCAGAUGAAUUUGGAGGAGGAUUCGGAGAGGCUGGUGAAGGCUUUGGUGGGAUGGGAGGGUUCGGCGGUGGCGCUUCUGUAACAGGGAAACUCUUUUGUCCUAAGGGAAAUAGAGGAAGCAUUUUGGUUAAGCGAAUCAGGUUUGGAGUGAGCACAUUUCCUGGGACUUGUCAGAGCGUUCCGUUUUGCAAAGAAGUUUUUGAAAACGGCGAACAGUUGGCAAAGAAAUGUAAUGGCGGAUCUACAUGCUCUAUCAAUUCAUUACAGCCUAAGUUUUUGAGUUGUGGACGUCCCAGCACUUAUAUGCUUGUAGAAUACGAAUGUGUAGAUACUUGGGCGACAUUCGAGAUAUGCGAGAGCGUGAAUACAGUGGCACGUGGGGCGUCCGUCAUAAUAACAUCACCUGGGUAUCUGGGCACGUCGAGCACCGGAAUGUCAGGGGUUCAGAUGUGUGAGUGUAUUAUGAGGUCAAAGGACGGGGCUGAUAUGUACAUGGACUAUCUACAGACUCAACUGUCAAGCCAAGGUGACCAGUGUCCGUAUGAUUUUGUUCUGGUGGAGAGUAAGAAGAACAUUAACCAGACUGGUAUAGAUAAAGAGAUAGAAGUUUGCGGGAAACAGCACGUGGGCGGUAGAUGGUUACAGGGCGCUGUUCGAAUUAGCUACGCAUCUGGAGGGCCAAUGAAGAAGCAAGGAUUGCUGGCAAGGUUUACGGCCGACAACAUAGGUAAUAAACCUAUGAUCGAGUUAGAAUGUGGAAAAGUUGACACUAAGGGCCUGAAACUUCUCCAGAGACCGCCAGCACCGGAAACAAGGAAAAACGAGGGAACCAUGCCGUUCCGUCCCGGAUUUGGGAUGCCCAUGAUGCCAAUGAUGCCCCAGUUUCCAACACCCACCGCUUCCGGCCCUAAACCAACAUGGAAUAUUAAAAUUGCAAGCGACCCACCUGUAACUAGAAAUCAAGAACCUACCCUGAAAGUAAAUUUGCCAAUGAAUACAUUCGUGCAAUCGCCAUCAUUUGUAAAUCCCUCGGAGAAGGCAACGCAACAUGUGGCGGAAAAUAAGCCGCCAGUAAAGAAUCAGCCAAAAAAGAACGAAAACAACCGGAAUCGAGGACGACCGCAAGGUGGCGCUGGUCGAAGACCGCCAAAGAAAAAUAAUGCAGGAAAAGUUGUGGCAGAUGGUGAAUCUUCUGUAGAAAAGACGAACGCUGAGAACCAAACUUCCGGUGGUAUGGUGGCACUGGUUUUUGCCGGGAUAGGGGCUGUCCUCAUUUUGGGUUCGGUUGGAAUCCUGUUUCUUCAUAAUUACAGAAAACGUCAGAGAAUAAAGCGGGAGGAAGAAGUUUACGCUUCCGGCGGAAGUGCCAGUGAGACGUAUGGGAAAGGUUGGGAAGUAGCUUCUGACGGCGAAUCUAUUUAUGCAACUGUUGCAGACGUGGAUGCACAUAGAGAAGGUUGUGUAAACCCUGCUGUUGGAACUCAUGACGAAUGUGAAAGAAUGGAUUCCCAGGCUAAAAUGAAAGUCAUUAGAAGCAGUAACGUUGCCACCAGUGAAGAUGACAACGAUGAUAUCCCUGAUUCGUAUGAUAAAAUCGUCCUGAAGACUCAGACCAAAGUUCCUGGAAACAAUUGUGAGAUUGCCGUCAUUGAUGUGCACCAGAGUUUCGAUGCAGACGACAAUAAGCCAAAAAACCUGCACAGCGAAAAUUGCCUCCUCAGCAGUAACUAUGCCAUUUCUGAAAAGGCCACAAAUAGAUGUGAUGAAUGUAACAUCGUACGACCACCACGGCGCAAAGAUACCGAGAGAGAAUAUAGUACCGGAUAUGACAACAACGUCGGCGUAACACGUCAUAUUAAAUGAGUAAAUACCGGAAGUGGAUUAAAACUUACUUAUCCUUAUAUCAUGACCGCUUAACUGAGGGAAAAAAACUAUGUCUCAAUGUGUAAUUUAUUCUAUUUAUUUCUCCGUUUCUAUUUAUUUAUUUUUGUUAGUUUCUGUAAAAAAAAUGUAGCGUAGUGAAAUAUACAGAAUUGUUAGAGAAACGUGGUUCUAUUUAUUAUAUAUGUGGGAUUUCUUUCUUUCACGGACUAAUGUUUUUUAUUAAUUCAUUAAGUUAAACUAUAUUUUAGACGUUACUGUUUUAAAAGGUUUCUUAUACAUAUACGUUUUUCGUACCUAUCUUAUGAAAUUAACAUGGUAAUAAAACCUGGGUAAAAUGCGUUUAAUUAUAUUGGGGAGAACUAAUUUAGUGCAAGUCAAGAAGGUUUAUACUAUAGUAUUAUAUAGAAAGUAGAUGAUGCUAUUUUAUCCUCUUUCUUUGCGAAUUCUUAUUAAACAGUCAUGCUUAUAGCACAAACUUGUUAUACCUGAAUUACUUAGGGCACUUUUAUUACUUAAUAGUGAAACUGAUCAUUCACAGCUUACUGUUAUAAAUAUAAUUACAUUUAUACCAUGUUUUGGACUGUUUCUUCAUGUUGAAGAUGCAGACGAAGACAAAUGUUGUAAAUUUUCAUAAUAAUAUUUGCUCCUUAAAAAAAGGCUCCUGCGCGCUUUUAAUUUUAGUCUUUGCAUUGCACUAGUUGUCAUUCCAUAAAUAAUAACAUCAUGUAACUUUUUGACAGAAUAUUCAAGGAUGGUUACUAAAAAUAGAUUUAAACCUGCAUGUGUUUCUAUGGUUGAGAAACAGAUAUGUACGAGGAUCUUACCAGGAGUUGUAGAGAAACUGAUAGCGGACAGCAUGGGUCCUGAUCAGACUGCGCGGGUGCGCAGGCUGUUCUUGAUCCAUGCUGGCCGCAAACGCACUAUGUUGGUUUUGUCGUGACGCGGCUCCUAUAUAUUGUAUCACCUUUUUGCUUUAUGCAUCAUUUUUGGUGUUUAGAUACUUAUAUAGUAUAUAGUAACAAUCUUGAAGAGCUGUUCAUGAUGUAUUAAUUUCCUUGGUAACAAAAUAUCGAAAACCUGAAUGAAUCUUUUCUCUCAUCAUGCAUGCUUAAUAAAAUAGUUUGACCACAA